GCCAACGACGGCAUGGACAAACUCUUUUAGGGGUUUCUCUUCUUCCAUCUCCAGCCUUGGCGCUCUGGAUCCCGCAGCUCCAUGGACGCGAUCAUCCUCAUGCCGCUGCGAUCCAGUGCCAGCCUCCGCCAUCCUCCGCCGCUGGCGAGAACGUCCUGUUCUUCCCCCUGCAUUCUUCGCCCUCGCAAUCCAUGCGGCGCUGGGCUCCCGGCGCUUGGAAGCUCCACUGCCAUCGUCUUGCUCCGGGAUUGCAAGAGCAGGAAGAAGAAGCGCAGGAUCUCUUGCGCCGCGGAGCAUGCAGCCGCGGGAUUGUCAUCGUCUCUCCAUGCACAGCCCGACAUAGCUGCUUGGCUCAGCGCAUUCUACCGCUUCACUCGGCCUCACACUGUCAUAGGCACCGCAAUUGGCAUCGUCUCCAUCUCCCUCCUCGCGGCCGAGAGCGUGGCGGACUUUCUCUCUUCGCGUUUCGCGGUGGGUCUUCUCCAGGCUUUGAUCCCGGCGCUACUCAUGAACAUCUACAUCGUGGGACUGAACCAGAUAUCGGACAUCGAGAUCGACAGGGUUAAUAAGCCAUAUCUUCCUCUUGCGUCUGGAGACUACUCGCUCGCGACCGGGGUCGCUCUCGUGAUUGCGUCCGCGCUUUCGAGUCUGGGAGUGGGAUUCCUGGUCAAGUCUAGGCCACUUUUGUGGGCCUUGAGCGUCAGCUUUGUUCUAGGGACAGCGUAUUCGAUCCAGCUUCCUUUUUUGCGAUGGAAGCGGUCCGCGGUUGCUGCAGCCAGCUGCAUUCUCUCGGUGCGAGCCAUUGUCGUUCAGCUCGCAUUCUUUCUUCACAUGCAGGCCUUUGUUCUCAAGAGACCGGCCUUCUAUCCCAGAUCGUUGCUCUUCGCCACCGCAUUCAUGUGUUUCUUCUCGGUCGUCAUAGCCUUGUUCAAGGACAUCCCUGACGUAGAGGGCGAUCAGACAUUUGGAAUCCAGUCGUUUAGUGUCCGGCUGGGCCAGGAAAAGGUGUUUUGGUUGUGCAUUGGGCUCUUGGAAGCUGCUUACGCUUCAGCGGUGAUCUUUGGGGCUAUGUCUUCGUGUCUCUGGAGCAAAAUCGCCAUGACGGUGGGUCAUUCCGUGAUCGCGGCGAUUCUAUGGAUGCGAUCCCAGAGCGUCGACUUGUCUAGCAAAGCAGCGAUCUCGUCUUUCUACAUGUUCGUCUGGAAGCUCUUCUAUGCCGAGUACUUCCUCAUUCCAUUCAUGAGAUGAUGAAAAAAGAAGAUCCCGUUCCAUUAAAUUUUUUUUGGGUUGAAUAAAAGCAUCUGAUUUGAUCUCCAAACGUUACUGGACACGUGAAUAUUUGUUUCAUGUGGUGGCAAGAUAUGGUGUUUGUACGUAUUGAUCAUCGCAGAUAUCCAAACAAACAAAGGUUUAGAAA
Molecule: messenger RNA, 1417 nt
Organism: Selaginella moellendorffii
Lineage: Eukaryota; Viridiplantae; Streptophyta; Lycopodiopsida; Selaginellales; Selaginellaceae
Product: probable homogentisate phytyltransferase 1, chloroplastic
Exons: 11
Coding region: 82-1248 (388 amino acids)
Cellular component (GO): membrane
Molecular function (GO): prenyltransferase activity
Source: RefSeq, a predicted model, not a curated record